Molecule: messenger RNA, 801 nt
Organism: Geodia barretti
Lineage: Eukaryota; Metazoa; Porifera; Demospongiae; Tetractinellida; Geodiidae
Source: the annotation of a GenBank genome assembly
AUGACCGACUACGACAUCAUGUCGCCGCCGAAAUGGGUGGGUAUCGAAAACUACGUCGACAUGCUCUUCGACGACGCUUUGUUUGCCAAGAGCCUCUCCAAUACGGUCAUCUUUGCCCUGCUGAGCGUACCCACGUCGAUAGCGGUUGGUUUCGGGCUUGCCCUUCUCCUCAAUCAGAAGGCGCUGGGAGAAUCGGUCUUUCGCACCAUCAUUUUCGUUCCUACGCUGGUGCCUAGCGUGGCGCUGGCCAUCAUGUGGCUAUGGCUGUUCAACCCCCAGUUUGGCGUCGUCAACGGCCUGCUGUGGGAGCUUUUCGGCAUCAACGGGCCUGGCUGGCUUACCGACGAAGACUGGUCCAAACCCACUCUUCUGCUGAUGUCGCUAUGGACCGUUGGUUAUGGAGUAGUCAUAUUUUUGGCGGGCUUGCAGGAUAUUCCCCAGUCGCUUUAUGAAGCCGCCGAGAUCGACGGCGCCAGCGUUGCCCAAAAAACGCGCCAUGUGACGAUACCACUGCUCACCCCGGUUAUUUUCUUCCAGCUUGUCAUUUCGAUCAUUGCCAUUUUCCAGAUAUUCACGGCUCCGCACGUCAUGACCGGAGGCAGCGGGCAGCCGGCCAAGUCGCUGCUUUUCUACGUGAUGUAUCUUUAUCGUCAAGCCUUUGUUUAUAUGAGAAUGGGCCAUGCCAGCGGGAUGGCCUGGAUACUGUUUCUGAUUAUUCUCGUCUGUACUUUGGUCAUCUUUCGCACUUCUGGCUGGGUUCAUUACAGUGGCGGCGAGAGAGGGACGACGACAGAUACCUAA